Molecule: messenger RNA, 7314 nt
Organism: Condylostylus longicornis
Lineage: Eukaryota; Metazoa; Arthropoda; Insecta; Diptera; Dolichopodidae
Gene: Stim
Product: stromal interaction molecule homolog
Exons: 11
Coding region: 965-4186 (1073 amino acids)
Biological process (GO): activation of store-operated calcium channel activity; store-operated calcium entry; intracellular calcium ion homeostasis
Cellular component (GO): endoplasmic reticulum; plasma membrane
Molecular function (GO): protein binding; calcium ion binding; calcium channel regulator activity
Source: RefSeq, a predicted model, not a curated record
AUGAAAGUUAUCGGUCUCGUAAAUAUUUCAGAAUAAUGGAGUUUAUAUUUGGCAAAAAAACUUAAAAAUAGAUGAUUAAUUAUAUUGUGUUUACGUACAACAAUUCAAAAAUUAAAAUUUUAUUAGUAAUUGGAAAUCAAAUUUUAUUAUUUGAAAAGACAAAAAAAAAUAUAUAGAACGCGAUCUAACAAUCUGAAAAGUAAGGAAAAAUUUUUUUUUAUGACGAUUAAUGGUCAUCUGCGAAGCAAAAUUUCGACUGUCCCGGCCAAAGGUUGAAACCAAAUUUAUAUUAGUAAUCAUUGGAAUCAAAUUUAAAACUUUUGAAAUCAAUUUUAUAACUUGUAGAAUUAUUGUGCUUCUUAUAUUAUUGCUUUCUUAUGUUUUGUUUAGAGUGAUCAAUUUUGUGAUUAAAUUUAUAAUAGUAAAAUAAAGUUAAAAAAAUAUUCUUGUGUUGAAAAGAUUUUUAAAGAAACGAAACGAAGAGAAUACAUACGAAAAUUGUCAAGUGCAAAAAUAUUAAGGAUCGUUUUCAUAAUUGCAUAAAAGAAGAAAAAUCAACAGAAAACCAAAUACUAAUGUUUAAAAAAAAUAAGAAAGAAAUUCUCAAAAUUUCUUAAAAACAAUUGAGUAUUAAAUUAAUUAAAAAGCCGGUAACGUGUUUUAAUUAUAAAAGCCUUAGCUAAAAAACUUAUUACUAAAAAUAAUGAAAACAAAAAUGAAUAAAAAUAAUGGAAAAGAAAAGCUUCUCUAUAAAUAUUAAUAUAUUUUUAAAUGACAAAAAUACGUAAGAAAACCAAAAAGAAAAAAAGGAAACAAAUAAGUAGUUAAUUUUUACUCUUAUUUUACAACAAACAUUUUAUUUACUUAUGUAAAUAUUUAUAUGUAUGUAUAUAUAGGAAAAAUUAAUUUUAGUAAAAUAAGAAAAUAUUUAUAAAAAUAACAAUUAAAACAUAAAUGCUGCACCAUGAAUCUAUAUUGGUUAUUACUUGUGAUAUUUGAAUUAUUUAUAUUACCUCAAAAUUUAUUUGUUUGUGGUGGUGGCGGUGCUCUUGAGGAAAGAGCAUCUUCUACUAUUGGAUCAGUAAAUUCACAAUAUCAUCCACCACAUCAGUACCAUCAAAACUAUCAUCCAUCGUAUCAACAGCAUCAACAACAACAGCAACAGCACCAUCAUCAACAACAACAACAACAUCAAAAGCAACAACAACAACAGCAGCACUCACAAAAUUAUCCAUCAUCGGCGCCACAGUCACAAUUGCCACCAUCGUCAGGAACAGUUAGUAAAAAUGCUGCUGGUAGUAUUGGAAUUGGAGUUGGGGUUAGCGGUAGCAUUGGUGGUAAUAGUGGAAGUGGUAGUGUUUACACAUCUUUAUCGUCGAAUGCUGUUACCGCUGGUAGCGGACAAUUAGAUCAUCAUAAAAAUUCAUAUAAUUUAUUAAGUGAAGCAAUGUCACAAGCUGUUAGUCAUGAAUUUAGACAAAGAAUUGAUUGUGUGCAUCGUCCCACAAAUAUUUUGUGUUCUUUAGGAAGUGGAUCUGCUGAUGGAGCGUGUCAUGCGGACGAUUUAGAUUGUUUUAAUGUUCAAGAUCGUUUAGGUAUGGAAGCAAUCAGAUCAUUACAUCGACAAUUAGAUGACGAUGAUAACGGCAAUAUUGACUUAAGUGAAUCUGAUGAUUUUCUUAGAGAAGAAUUAAAAUACGAUUCGGGAUAUGAGAAACGUCAGAAAGCAUUUCAUUACAACGAUGAUAUGCAUAUAUCUGUUAAAGAGCUGUGGGAAGCGUGGCUUCGGUCUGAGGUUCACAAUUGGACCAUCGAGCAGACAACAGAUUGGCUAGCACAAUCUGUUCAAUUGCCACAAUAUGUUGAUUUAUUUAAACAACACAAAGUUACUGGUGCAGCUUUACCAAGACUUGCAGUAAAUAAUAUGCAUUAUGUGAGUAAUGUGCUCGGUAUCAAAGAUCCAAUUCAUAAACAAAAAAUCGCAUUGAAAGCAAUGGAUGUAGUAUUAUUCGGCCCGCCGAGAGAAACUGGUACAAGAUGGAAAGAUUAUAUAUUGGUGACAUUAUUAUUAAGUGCUAUUAUUGGUUGCUGGUACGCAUAUCAGCAAAAUAAAAAUGCAAAAAGACAUUUAAAACGUAUGGCACAGGAUAUGGAAGGAUUACAAAAGGCUGAACAGGCUCUACAAGAGAUGCAAAAAGAAUUAGAAUUAGCCCGUAUGGAACAAGAAAAUGUUGCAACUGAAAAAUUAGAUUUAGAACGACGACUUAAGGAAGCACCAACAUUAUCAUCAUCAAAUUCAGAUUUAGAACUUCAACAAUUAAAGGCUGAAAUUGAAAUGUUAAGAUCAGAACUAUCUAGAGCUGAAAUUGAAUUAGUUGAUCAUUGUUGGUCACCACCACCACAAUUACAAACAUGGUUACAAUAUACUUAUGAAAUAGAAAGUAGACAUCAUUUAAGGAAGCGUUUGGCAGCAGAAAAACAAUUACAGUCGGCACGUGAAGCGUGUGAGAAAUUACGACGUAAACGUUCAAGUUUAGUUGGAGCAUUUGUAUCCACACAUGGUAAAAGUAUUGAUGAUGUUGAUAGAUCAAUUGUUGAAGCACGUAAUGCUCUUAGUGAAGUAACAAACGAAUUGCAAGAACGAUUACAUCGUUGGAAACAAAUUGAAAUAAUGACAGGAUUUACAAUUGUCAAUAACAACGGUAUAUCGUAUUUAGAAAAUAUAUUAUAUAAUCGUAAUGGAACGGCAAACAGUAUAACUGGUAAAAGUUCCAGAGGUCGAAUUACAAAUAGCACAGAUGAUCUUGACGAUGAUUCUGUACAAGCGAAUUCAUCCGACCAAAAAGCGCGGACGCGUUCCCGAUGGACAAGCAUUAUCAAAACUAUACGAGCAGCAAGACACCUUCGAAUGCAGCCAUCGGAAGGAGUUACUUUGGUGGAAACAAUAUCUCCCAAACAUCAAGUCCAACCGGAAUCUUUAACUUCAACAUUAAACCCUCACCUCAAUCAGUAUCAGCAACAGCCGGAUUUUCAGCAACAGCAACUAUCACCGCACCAACAACAGCAGACACAUCCUCUAAGUGCAAUAGCGAAAAUAUCCGAAGCUCUUAUGUUUCCACCGGUUCGGCAACUGCAUUCAUAUCCAAAUUUAGCAACGGGACAAAACUCCCCCCCGCAACAACAACAGCAACAGCAUCAGAUACCGGCAAAUCGAGUUCGUCAACGGUCUGGUUCACUAAUAUCAACGACGCUACCACAAGCGAUAAAUGUUACAUCAAUAACUACAACACCCAAUCAUCCACAACUUCCGUCGCCGACAGCAACGGAAACACCCACCGACUUGUAUCAGGAUCGGAUGGAUCUAGUGAGAGAUAUCCAACAAUUACAACAGCAAAUGCAACAGCAGCAACAACAGCAACAACAACAACAGCAGCAAAUUUAUCAAAUACAGUUUCAACAACCAGAGCAAAUGGAAAAGAGUGGCCCACCUCAUCCCACCAUGCGGUUAUUAAACCGUCGUCAUACAGUGAUUCCCAAAUCGAAGACACAAAUUCAACCGAUUCCUCUAGCAUCGGAGAUGUCAAUGACAAAAAACAACGUCGAAAACUACGUUUACCAUUUGGUAAAAAGUCAAAUAAAACAAAACUCGCAUAAUGCGGAAUUUAGUAUACCAUCUGUUACGUCCUCAAAUUUACACAAACCAGUCGUUAUUGCUGCAAAUUCUUCAUCUGCACUGGUUAAUAGUGCUGAUGAUAAUUAUGAUAAUGUUGAAGUUAUCGAUUAUGAUGAUGAUUUCGACAAUGAAGAUCUCAAUGAUGAAAUAAGUUUGUUAAAAAGAGAUCCUUCAAUAAUAACAAUUGUUCCAACAUCAAAAAUAAAAAACGUUGAUAAAGUUAACAGUGCUGCUACAGGCUCUGCAGCUGGAGGUUACAAAGCAGAUCCAGAUAAUUUAAACAUGACAUUAAUUUCAAAUGAAUCUGCAACCUAUGAUCCUAUUCAUAAUAAAUGGUGUCAUAAAAAUCCAGAUAAUGAAACGACAAUAACUGAAAAUUCAAAUUUUGUCCAAAAGAGAAGGAAAUCAACAUCAAGUAAUAAAAAUGAUGAAAUGAUUACAUGUUGUGAUGGUAAUAAUGAAAUUGGUGAUAAAAUUUUUAAACAAGAAAAAAUUAAUGACAACAUUAGAUGAAAAAUAUAAAUUAUUAUUUAUUAUUAUAUUAGUCAUAAUUAUUUCCAUAAUUAUUUUUAGUAUGUUGGUUAAAAUUAACUUUAACUUCAUAAAAUUAAAGAAACCUUAUUAUAUUUGUAUGUGUCCUGAUGAAUAAAAUGUCUUGAUUCUUCUAAAAGCAAAAUUUCAUAGAGUCUCAAAAUACAAUACAAUUUUUUUUAAUUUUAUUAUUUUGCUUUUAACGCAUUACUGUUUAGGACAAGUAAAAUUCAAAUUCAAAAAUUAUUGGAAUUAACUAUAAUGAAUUUAAGAAAUUUUAAAAAGUAACAUUUUAAAAAAAAUGCUGAAUUUAAAAGAAUACAUAUUUAUUGUAUAAUUAUUAAAAUAGUUUCAUAUUUUUUUAUAAAAGUAUUGAUUUAUUCGAUAACUUAUAUAAAACUAGUUUAUUCUUAUUUUAUUUUAAUAUUUUUUUAUUACAAUAUUAUCUUAGUUUAUACACAAAUAUUUGUUCUAAUUUAUAUUUUUUCUAGAAUACCAAUAUUUGAAAAAAAAAAUGUUUAAGGGACUGUUAAGUUGCAACCUCUGCAUUUUAGCAGUACAUGAAUAAAAACAUAUACAAAGUUUGAUGUUUAUUUCAAAAGACUUUAAAAGUGAAUUGUUAUAACAUGUAUGUAUGUAUAUAUGAGCUUAAAGAUCGAAAAUUUCGAAAGAUGAGUAUGUAUUUUGAAUUGAUUUUGUCGAAUAAUGUCAUUGAAUAUAGAUAAUUUUUUUUGUUUUUUCGUCCUUCUAUAGAAUGCUUUCUUAUUAAUGAAAUUUAUAAUAUUUGAUAAUAAUUUUCAAAAUGUAUUUACAUUUUUUGAUCAAUAUUAUAAAUUUAAUUAUAAUUUUUAAAUUCAAAUGUAUUUAAUUUCUUUUUCAUCCAUGUCUACAAAAGGAAUACAAAUUAGUUUUUGACUAUAAAGCAAGUUUAUAAACACCAAAUAAUAUUCUAAUAUUCUAACUUGAAAGAAAAAAAAGUACAAAUAUUCAAAAAUAGAAAAUAAGAAAAUAAUAAGAAAUAUGAACUGUAAACAUGUUUUUCAUAUAUAAUUAUCCGCAUAAAAAUAUAAUUAUUGUGCAUAUUUUAUGUAUAUAUUGUAUUUAGAUAAUGAUAUGCAUAGCAAAAAAUUUAAUGUGUACAUUAUACUAAAAUGAAAGCAAAGUCAAAAUAUAAUUUUUCUUUAAACAAAACAUUAAAGGUCUUGUACUCUCUAUUCAAAUUCGUUUGGAAUAUUAUUCAAUUCGACGAAUAUUAUUAAGGAUUUUCUUGACAUUUUUACAAAGCAUCGCUCUAUGACAAAUUUUGCCACGUAUAAUCCAUAAAAUAAAAUUCUACAAGAGGUGAAAAACAUUUUAAGCGAAACGUUGAAAUUUUUUAUAGUGCAUUAUUUUAUUUGAAUAAUUGUUUCAUCUCAUUAUUUCAUGAUAUUUUUUCUCACUAUUCGUAAUAAAAAUUUUAUAAUAGGUAUAGGCGAUUUAAGAAAUUAAAGUGAAUUAGUUUAUUGUGCUUUUUAAAAUGAUAUUAAAAUGUUUUUACAAUAUGAGGUUGCCAAAAUACAAAUGAAAGUGGUUUGAAAUUGUAAAAUAUAAAAAAAAAAUAUGUUUUGUAAUAUCUACAAAUAUGUUGAACUGUUAAAGAUUUUUGUAAUUAAGUGGAAUUGAUUUGUAAGUAUGCAUCAAUUCUCUUAUAAAUUUUUCCAGUGGUUUAUAAUUAUUAAAACUGGAUAAAUAAAUAGCAUUGUCUAUUUUGAACAUGACUACCGAAAACCAGUUCGACUGUUAAAUCUUUGUUCUAUUCAUAAUUCACAUUUCAUAUUAAUUUGAAAACAAAAGCAAUAUUCAAAGCAUAUAUUAAUUAAAAAUAACUUUCUACAACUUGUAUCCUUCUCAAUAUUUAUAAUUUAUGUAUUCAUUUAUAUAAUUCUUAUUGAAUUUGAGUUAUGGCAAAUAAAUUUAAUAGCUGCAUUUGAUAUCAUAUCAUAUGAAUUUUAAAUGAAGAAUUUUUUAAUAUACUAUUGGAAUCUCUAAUUCGAUUGAAUUUUAUUACACAGUUUCAUCUAAAUUCGCAUAUGUUUUAUUAAUUCAUCCUGUACCAUUCCAAUUGAAUAUUAUAUGUAAAAUUAAUAUUAUUUUAUCGUUUAUAAAUGGACAAAAAUAUUUGAAAAGCUUUAUAAUGCAAAAUAUUUUUAUAUAAAGUAAAAAAUACAUUUGUGUAUAUUUUUUGUUUAAUGAAAUAUCUAAUUUUAUUAUAAUAAUAUCUUCACAUUUUAUUAAUUGCUCUCCCGAAUUGUGACAAAAAUUUUCUUAUAAAAAAAAUAAAAUUGUGAUAGUAUUGUAAGUAUAGUAAGAAAUAAAAAAUAUGAGCAUGUUGCAUAUUGGUAAUUUUAAUGAAGGAAACAUAGAUAUAUUGUAAAAAUAAUCUUAUUUAAAGAGAAGAAAAUGAACUUAAAAAAUGUGUAUAUUACGCGUAUUAUGAUGUAGUAAAUUUAAUAAAAUAUGAAAAUAAAUUAUAAUAUUGUUAAUGCGUUUAGAAAUUAUUGAAUUAAAAUAUUUUAAAUUAAAAUUGUAGAAUAUUCAAAAUUUGUCCGUUUUUCCGUCACUUAAAUUUUAAGUUCUAAUUAAAAUAAAUCCUUUUCAUAUUUCAAAAAGGUUUUAAUUUUAUUUAAACAAUUGUUUCAUGCACUUUAAUACUACGAAUUAAUUUACUUAUAACAUACAAAAAAAAAAAAAUUAAGAGAUGUUAUGCAUGUCCUCUUUUUCAACAACUUAAUUUUGUGCGUUUAUAUAUUGUAGGAAUAAUAUUUUAUAAUAUCGCAUGAAAUUUUGAUUUCAUGAAUAUAUUUUAAAUUAUUAACUUGUAAUUAUAAUUACAUUAAUACUUAAUGAUUAAAAUAUAAUAUUAUUUAAUAAUUAAAAUUUGGUAAAAUCCUAAGAAGAUUGAUGAUUUUAGGUUUGAUUUUAGCUUAAUAUUUGAUGGCAAUAAUUGCCUAAAUAUAUUGUAAUGUUUUCUUGAAAUAUUGUACAUUAUAAGAUUGUAUUAAAAUAAAUUAAAUUUAAAUGAAUUAGGUUAAAAGUAUUUGAGUCUAUUACUUUUUUAAAGUAAAGUAAAU